This is a messenger RNA of Meyerozyma guilliermondii ATCC 6260, 873 nucleotides long. Its product is annotated as F-actin-capping protein subunit beta. The coding region runs from base 1 to 873 and encodes 290 amino acids. Gene Ontology annotation, cellular component: F-actin capping protein complex; actin cortical patch; cytoplasm. Gene Ontology annotation, biological process: barbed-end actin filament capping; cell morphogenesis; actin cytoskeleton organization. Lineage: Eukaryota; Fungi; Ascomycota; Pichiomycetes; Serinales; Debaryomycetaceae. The transcript has a single exon. The record is from RefSeq and is a predicted model, not a curated record. Gene Ontology annotation, molecular function: actin filament binding.
AUGUCAUUUGACGAAAAAUUAGAUUCAGGUCUCAAUCUUUUCCGUAGGCUUGAUCCAAAAUAUGUCAAACAAAACCUUGACAAUGUCUGCACGUUAGUACAAAAUGGUUCGGGCGACACUGAUCAGUUGACACUGGAGCUUCUUUCCUCAAUUGAUGUUCCCCUUGAAAGCAGAAAAUGCUCGGAAUCGGGCAAGGAAUAUCUCUGCUGUGACUACAAUAGAGAUGGUGACUCAUAUAGAUCCCCAUGGUCAAACAAGUAUUAUCCCCCAGUUACCGUCGAAGACGACGACGCUCCUCCACCUUAUCCUUCUGCUAUUCUCCGUGAUUUGGAGAUCAAAGCCAAUGAAAGUUUCGAUAUUUACAGAGAUCUAUACUACGAAGGCUCAGGUGUAUCUUCUGUGUACUUGUGGGACACUGCAGAGGAUGAAGGAGAGCCUACUCUGUUGGAAAAUGGAUUUGCAGGAGUUGUUUUAUUGAGUAAAGAAACAGACGACAAGCUGGGAAAGUGGGACUCUAUCCAUGUGUUUGAGAUUAUUCCCGAAACCUCGUCUACGGCAACUUACAACAUCACUACAUCUGUCAUUCUAGACCUUGCAUCCACAGCUUCGUCCCUUUCACUUUCAGGUUCCUUGACACGCCAGGUGGAGUCUUCACAGUCACUUUCUGUUGAGGGCGGUGUAAACUUGGAAACGUCCCAUCUCAUAAAUCUUGGUCAAUUGGUUGAGAAGGCCGAAUACAACAUUCGUAACUUGCUUCAAGAGGUGUACUUUGACAAAUUGAAGGAUAUAAUCGUUAAAGAUUUACGCAGCAUAGGUGGACGUGUCGACGAUACAAAGCAAGCUGAAUUGGUAAAGGGUCUUCAGGGAUUGUAA